AUGGGCAAUGUUGGAAGUCGUCUCGAUGACUCUGGAGAUUUGUUCUUCAAGGAUCAAACUCGGUUUACAAUCGCCUCCGUCACGAUAAGCAACUCAAGAGGUCAAGUACUGCUGCACCUCACACCCAAUUCCUUCCCGGCGACAAGAUAUACCGCAAAACGAGAGAUCGGUGACGAUAGCCCAAUUGAGUAUAUACAGGACCCCGAUCUUACCACCUCUGCAUCUGCGCCGACGUUCCUUCUGCGCCUGACAAAUGAAGACGAUCUCAAUUUCAAUUUCACCUUUAUUUUGCGACAGACCCAAACUGGUAACACGGCGAACUCUGUGGUUAAUGGCGUUGCGACCUCGCUUCCCGAAGUGGCCGACACCGUGCUCACCGGGCUUACAUUUGCGCAUGCGACCAAUGCUAAGGAGCUUGACAAUCUGAUCACGCGCGAAUUCCAUGCAAAUCCCAAUCUACAGAACAAUUCCAAUGUGCAGUUUGUAGGGGAUUAUACAACCGGAGGUAGUCCUUCGGUCCAAUUCAAUUGGUCCUGGAAAUGGAAGCCCCCCAAGCACACCGAGGACCGGGGCAACGGUUGGAGGAACAGUUGUAGCUUCCUGGACUACGACCAGAGAGCCAAUCGACUCAAUACCCUUGCGCACUUCUCCUUCUGGGUACACAACUGCCCCCGUUCGCUACCCAGCCCGCAGAUUCUAUCGCCAAACUUGGAAAUCCCUCAUCCCGUUCGUAACCGCAUGCCCUCUUCGCAAUCCGUUCUCUCGCAUUUCAGUGAUGCCGAUGCGAUAUCCAACAUUCUCCCCCCACCGGGUACUCCGCCUGAAGCAGCGGAUAGUGCGCCGCUUCCUCCACCUCCCCCUCCUCCUCAAGUACCCCCGCCUCCGCCUCCCGUGAGGGUUGAUCUAUCCCAUUCGCGGCCGGGUGAAGAUAUGAGUGUGGUGGAGGACGGUCCAUUGUUUCGGGCUACCAUGAAGGCGUUAGAGCAGAAGACAGGAAAUAUGCGCUCAAAAAUCAAGAAGGUCCUGAAGAAGGCAGAAGCGGCUCAGCAAGCCCGAAACUCCUGCAAUGAGGCGGCAGAAGCCUUCUUAUCGGCACUCAGCGAGGCUGCGACAUCAAACUCAAAUGCGAUCCAGCCGGCCCUCGAUCAUUAUUUCGAGAAAAUUGCCCGCCAGAUCCUGAACUACGAACGACUUAAUACCAUCCAACUACAAAAGCUCGUCAUCGAACCCUUAAUCAAACUCUACAAUAACGAUAUCAAGCAGGCCGAGGCCAAGAAGAAGGAAUUUGAAGAGGAGAGCCGGGAUUAUUAUGCCUACGUCAGCCGCUAUCUCGGCCAGCGACAGGAUUCUUUGAAAGAGAAAAAACGAGCGGAGAGCGACUCCAAGUAUCAGGCUAAGAGGCGAAACUUUGAGCUUAAGCGAUUUGAUUAUUCCUCGUUCAUGCAGGACCUUCAUGGCGGGCGUAAGGAGCAGGAAGUGCUCUCCCACCUGACCAGGUACGCGGAUGAACAAGCAAAGAGUUUCCUUGCAGCUGCGAAGAAGGUGGACGAUUUGUUACCCCAGCUGGAUGCUCUAAUUCAUGAGGUUCAUCAAGUCGACAAGGAGUUCCAAUUUCAGAGAACGGAAAGAGAGGAGAAACGAAGAGCCUUGGAGAAAAGCAGCAAUGUGUAUAUGGAGCCGGAUUCUUUGGCCAACCCGGGUGUCUCGUCGACAUUUGUCGGAAACGGCAUCGGGACUCACAAGCCUGAGCCGGAAUUAGGGCGCGCGGACAGCACAGGGUCUCAGCUACGGAGCGUAAUCAGCAACAGUUCCUCACUCUCUCCGCCGGCCAACGCGAAUAUGAACAAUACAGCCAGUGGUGUUCCGCUGGUCCUGCCAACUGAUAAUUCGAGCGGCCAGCAGAGGAAAGAAGGACUUCUCUGGGCACUAUCCCGGCCAGGCUCUCAUAUUGACCCCAAGGGCAUCAACAAGCAGGCCUGGCACAAAUUCUGGAUCGUAUUAGAUCAGGGCAAACUCUCGGAGUACAGUAACUGGAAACAGAAGCUCGAUUUGCAUAUGGAACCCAUUGAUCUACGGAUGGCUUCCGUACGAGAGGCACGAAAUGCAGAACGACGGUUUUGCUUUGAGGUUAUCACACCCCAGUUCAAACGGAUCUACCAGGCAACUUCUGAGGAUGAUAUGGGCAACUGGAUCAGGGCUAUCAACAAUGCCCUCCAGAGCGCCGUCGAGGGCCGCGGCAUGUCCCCCCCGCCUGCCGCAUCGAAGAGCAACGGUUCGUCUCUAGGGCGCGAUAUCGGGUCUGUUCUGACCGGGAAGAGCUCUUCGUAUUCGGGCCAGCAUUCUUACUCCACCAGCUCUACGAGCAGCGUGAGUCGCCGAACCACGGUGGGUGCGCGGCCAAGUUACGUUCGCACGGAUAGCACUGGAUAUGAGGAAAACCCUGCAAAACUGCUCCAGACCGUCCGCGAUGCGGACCAAGGCAACAACUGGUGCGCUGAUUGUGGAUCGACUUCUAAGGUGGAAUGGGUAUCUAUCAACCUUGGUAUAGUCCUGUGCAUUGAGUGCAGCGGCAUUCAUCGAUCUCUGGGGACACAUAUCUCCAAGAUUCGCUCUCUCACACUGGACGUGAACUCGUUCUCAAACGACAUCGUCGAGAUACUCCUGCAGGUCGGGAAUCGCGUCAGCAACAUGGUUUGGGAGGCAACCUUGGACCAGACGCAGAAGCCAAUCGCUACUUCCACCCGCGAGCAACGGUUGAAGUUCAUUACCGCCAAAUAUAGCGAACGAGCUUAUGUGCAGUCGCUACCCUCCCCUCUGUCGCGGUUCUCGACACCGGAUGAAACACUCCUUGCCGCGAUCAAGAAGAACGACAUCCAAGGAGUUUUGUACGGUAUUGCUCUUCGUGCGAAUGUGAACAUCACCGAUCGGUCACGAAACACCCAUGCGGUCUUCCUCGCCCUGGCAGCUGCAGAUCCCGCGUCACCCGGAUCGACGGCAUCCAAUCUGCCACCUCGACCCAGUACUGCAAAUGCCAUCAAGGUGGUUCCGUUUCCCAUCGCCGAGUUGCUUGUGCAAAACGGCGCGGAGAUUCCUUUGCAGCCACCGCCUAUCCCUCUCACCCCCGCUGCUCAGCUAUAUCUAAGUCAACGAACAUCGAGACUCGUCGCACCGAUAAUCGGCAAGUCGGCAGGGGACACUGUGGGAUCACUACCUAGUAUUCGAGGCACAAGCAACGACCAUGCGGUGCCGUCGAGUUCCCUUGACAGCAAGGAACGAGACAAACUACAAAAGAGAGGCAGCGCGGGCGCCCGAUUUGCGGGAAAGGUCGCAUCUCUCGGCAUCGAACGAUGA
This is a messenger RNA of Aspergillus clavatus NRRL 1, 3351 nucleotides long. RefSeq names its product putative ARF GTPase activator (Csx2). NCBI's taxonomy places the organism in Eukaryota, Fungi, Ascomycota, Eurotiomycetes, Eurotiales, Aspergillaceae. The record is from RefSeq and is a predicted model, not a curated record. Gene Ontology annotation, biological process: intra-Golgi vesicle-mediated transport. Gene Ontology annotation, molecular function: protein binding; GTPase activator activity. The transcript has 3 exons. Gene Ontology annotation, cellular component: trans-Golgi network; endosome; cytoplasm. The coding region runs from base 1 to 3351 and encodes 1116 amino acids.